AUGACAGCACGGGACUCAAAUAGAGCUAUCCGCCCCCAACCAGCCGAUGAGCCUCGAGCACCCGAAAGGCCGGAAGCCAAUAACCCGAAACUCGUGAAAAAUGCCAGCAGCGCCUGUUCAGCAUGCCGGAGGCGCAAGUCAAGAUGUGUCGGGGGCGUACCAUGCGAGCCAUGUCGUAAAGCAGAUACAAAGUGCGAACUAGAUUUUGACACUGAUGGCCGACGACGCGUCGCCUUCAAACGAAAGAUCCAGUCUCUGGAGCAGGACCGGAACUUGCUUCUACAAUUGAUGGAAACUAUUCGCAGUGAUAACACCCGAACGGCUCCUGGAGUCCUGAAUCUGAUCCGGAGCAAUGCAUCUGUGCGUGAGAUUCGACAAUUCUUCGAUACAGAGCCUAGUUCUAGCACUGCCGACGAAAUGCCGACCAAAGUUCGGAGAAAGACAUCGACGAGAUACAUGGAUAUCAAGAGUUUAUCUGAUAUACCUCUCUACGAGGUCCCAGCACAACCUUGGACCUCGGUGACAGAGGACAGCAGCUUUGUGUCUCACCUUAUUUCGCUUUACUUCACGUGGCAACAUCCUGUUUUGAAUUGGAUGGAUCGUGACCUUUUUCUAAGGGAUAUGCGCUCGAAAGACUUGAACUCGAAAUUUUGCUCUCCGCUUUUGGUCAACAGCAUAUUGGCUGUCGGAUGUUUCUAUACCUGGUAUCCUGAAGGAUUUGCCAAUCCAGAUGAUCCAAGCUCUCGGGGCGAGCACUUUUUAAGAGAGGCAGUUCGUCUUCUAGGGGAAGAAGAAGGAAAGUUGACACUCACGAACCUUCAAGCAAGAGGAGACAUCUAUACUAGGGUGGCGACACUAAGUUUACAAAAACCGUCAAUCAUAAAACGGCCGCAGCUCGAAUAUUUCCCACAGGAUCAUCACCCAGCUGACAAAUGGACUCCAUACCCCAGACAAGCCGACGCGCUGUUGGCCCACACCAACUGUGUGAAGAACGGAACAUUUGAUCUCGGCAUCAUUAUGUGGGAGGUGUCUGAUUAUCUCUUUGGGGAUGAGAAGCCCGCUAGUCUCGACGCCACAAAGAUUGAAGGGUUUUACGAUCGUUUACAAAAUUGGGCUGAAGGUCUCCCUAAAUGCAUUGACCAGAAAAGCAACGCAACACCUGGUGUUAUGGAUCUCCACAUGAGAUACCAUAACGCAGUCUUGAUCAUGUUCGGUUUUAUUCUUCCAGGCCUUGAUGAGAGUCAAUCAGCUGAAAGGGAGAGAAUCGAAGGGAUCCGCACAACAUCAGCCCGCGAAAUUGGCGUUGUGCUCAACCAGUUCCGCUCACUUUGGCCAGUGGAAUACAUGCCCAUGAAUUCAAUGCAAUAUGCCACCAUGGCCCUGUUCGCACUACUCGGUGGUCUCAAGCACGAGGAAGAAAAGAAAUCAUUUACAGACGUUCUGACCAGCCUUCGCGCCCUUGCACGUCGCUGGCAAUUGGCCAAGGGGAUGCUUCGCCUUAUACAGUUGACAGCUGUGAAGCAAGAGUCUAAUCUCCCUGCCGAGGCAGUGGUUCUUCUCCGUGAUUUUGAAGAAGAGCUAUGGACUGCGAGCGAUCGUCAGAGGUUUAGCAGCCUGUAUCCGAAUUUCGCUGUCUCUACGGAAUUCAAGGAAGGAAUUGGCGCAGCCGCUGAUAAGGCUGAACUAGAUCGGCUUCUUGAGGAAUGGGAUAAUCUGACUUUAUCCAGCAAAAAAGCAGAGACUAUCGAGGAGGACAGUGAGGAAAAUGACGAUGAUGGAAGUAACUAG
Messenger RNA from Penicillium waksmanii, 1788 nucleotides. RefSeq names its product Zn(II)2Cys6 transcription factor. Gene Ontology annotation, molecular function: DNA-binding transcription factor activity, RNA polymerase II-specific; DNA binding; zinc ion binding. The transcript has 5 exons. Bases 1 to 1788 code for a protein of 595 amino acids. The record is from RefSeq and is a predicted model, not a curated record. Gene Ontology annotation, biological process: regulation of DNA-templated transcription; DNA-templated transcription. NCBI's taxonomy places the organism in Eukaryota, Fungi, Ascomycota, Eurotiomycetes, Eurotiales, Aspergillaceae.